This is a messenger RNA of Parathielavia appendiculata, 1027 nucleotides long. RefSeq lists its product as uncharacterized. Bases 83 to 610 code for a protein of 175 amino acids. The record is from RefSeq and is a predicted model, not a curated record. Lineage: Eukaryota; Fungi; Ascomycota; Sordariomycetes; Sordariales; Chaetomiaceae. The transcript has a single exon.
AGUCGGGUUCCUCAUUCCGCUCGGCUUUUCCUCUUCAGGGUUGCUAGCUCGGCAGCAAUGCACAUGCACGUACGUCACUCGAAUGCCAGGCUAUUUUUGUUAUCACAAUUCCUCCGGCUGCUACAACCGAGCCUUCGCAUCGAGCCCAGACCUCCAUGUGCUUCACGUGUCCGGCCAAAGUUCCGAGGACGAAGUUGAGGAAGGGAUUGCCCGCACUUGUCACACCACUAUUCGUGACGCCAAUGAUGCCAAUGCUGGUGAGUUCCUUAUCAGCGUCCCCAGAGUAGGUACUUGCCAAGCUGGGUCGACCUCAUCACAAUGCAGCUCUACUUGGAAGGAGCUGCACCAGGUUAUUUUGGGCCUCGUCCCCACGCUCACCGCUGCAACCUGCACUUGUUUGGCGAGCAGCGUUCUGACUGCCGCUAGAUUCGCCCCGCUCUGGAGUACUUCAACUUACCAGCUGUUUCCACAUAGAGACCCGGCCUCUCGAGUGCACCCCGAAGCUAGGCGGCAGCCCCAGGGCUCAUGCGCAUUGGGAUAUGAACUCGGUAGAGCUCUCCUCAGCCUGCUGGGCUCAACGAAUGCCAACAACAUUUGUGGCCCUUGCUAAUUCUAAGAUGGCGCUCACCUGGCGGCGUGUGGCAUCAGUUAGAGCUUCUCCUGCAAGGCCAGUAGCAUGGGCAACAGCAAGUGGUGUCAUUAUGUGAAGACUAAUCUACAGGGAUGGCAAAGGCCAACCACUGGCUUAACUGGGCCCCAUACUGCUGAGAUAGAUCCUUCACUCGAUAUAUCAGUUUUGAGCCCCUAACCUCAAUAGCCUCGAUAUCCCGCAAUUCGCAACGAGGAGAUACAAUACGUGUGAUAGGAUGAGGACCUAUCUCGACAUUCAAUUCAGCCCUGCCAUUGGGUAUGUCUGCCAAACGACCGUGAUCUGAUCUGCAGACGCAGGCAUAUCACGUCCAUCUUGGUGGAGGCUACAUAAUCCUCCACUCCAGCCUUAGCUCUCAAGACUCGCCAUGCAGCCAAC